Messenger RNA from Fopius arisanus, 2977 nucleotides. It is a transcript of the gene Poc1, whose product is annotated as Proteome of centrioles 1. Gene Ontology annotation, molecular function: protein binding. NCBI's taxonomy places the organism in Eukaryota, Metazoa, Arthropoda, Insecta, Hymenoptera, Braconidae. The coding region runs from base 1565 to 2977 and encodes 470 amino acids. The record is from RefSeq and is a predicted model, not a curated record. Gene Ontology annotation, biological process: cilium assembly. The transcript has 7 exons. Gene Ontology annotation, cellular component: ciliary basal body; centriole.
ACGUGUCGUCCGUGUCGUCCUAUCGUCAUCAGCUGCUCGGGAAGAAUCACAUUGAAAUUGCUAUUGAAAAAUUUCUUUUUUUUCUAGUUUGAUUUUAUGAAUUCUUGGGAAGUCUAGAAAAAUGCAGAUAGUAUUCCUUGGAGAGAUGGAUUGAAGGUUUAUUGGAUUCCAAUGGCAGCUUACACGGCUGCAAUGACGUGAAACAAUGUCCGGAAAUUAUGGACACUGAUUGCAUCCCAUUUGUGAAGGAAUUAAUUAAUUACCGUUCAAAAUGAAGUUUUUCAUUUGAACUUUCGAAUUUGUGGUUACGAUUAAAAUUCGGGGAUCUCUCGAAAAAUGAAUAUAUGGACACUUCUCCGUGUGAAAUUUAUUAUAUCUUUUAUACGUUAAUUAUUUAUUUAUUAUCAUUAUUGGGAGCCUUUGAUUCUCACAGAUUACACUGCAGCAAAUUUAUUAAUUGUACGGAACUGCACAAGAUAUAAAAUAUCAGUAAAUGUUGUAAUUGUUUUGAUUAACCGAAGUUGAAUAGUUCGAUUUUUGUUCAGUUCGAUAAACUUCUGCUUAAACUGAUCAAAUAAUAAAUAAAGUUCAAACUGUUAGAUAAGAGUAAUCUGAAAAGUCGUUGAUGAUGAGUAUUAAAUCUUUAUCAAGUAAAAAAAUAAUCAUAUUUCCUGUUAGGAAAUUAAUGAAUUGAUUUGUGUGUUGGCUUUGAAGUUCCAUUUCGAUAAAAUAAAAGAAUUGAGAAUAGGGAAAUUUAAUCUUUUCAAUUUUAUAGAAAAUAAUAGACGUAUCAUAUCCGUUGAAUAGAUGACGAUUUGGAGUCGCUGAGCAUUGCUGAUGUAAUCAUCAAUAUCUCUCCCGUCUCUUAUAUUUUUUUUACGUGCAAAGAUAAAAUUUAAUGAGUACGAAAUUGAUUUGCAUUUUUUUUUCGCUAGAAUAUCACGUUUUAUGAUGUGAAAAAAAAUUCUGAACGAUUUGGAUUGAUUGGGUAAUCUGUCCAUUACGAUAUCCAAAUCUAGUAUCAAGAUGUUUUUUAUAGAAUUCGAGACCGCACGUAGUGGACUUUACCCGCAUUACUCAGCAAUAUUCAGUAAUUGUAGCGUUAAUCAGAACUUCUUUACCAAUCUCUAUUCACAGAAACAUUUAUUAAACCAUUUCACGCCAUCUUACUUCAACCUGCAAAGAAAUCAAUAAUUUUAUAAUAAAUGAUAAAAAUUAUUAAAAAAAUUGACAAUUCAUUAAAAAUCGGAGUUGACUUAUAAAAAUUCGAAAACGAAUGCAAAGCGCGCGCUUACUGAUGCUUUUCUAACUCACGUAGUUUUUAUGAUUUUGUUUUUAAAAGCAACUGUCAACGGUGCUUCCAAAGUAUUCAACACAUUCCCCGUAGAAUUAUAAUAAAUUAUUCAAUAGAUCUCCAAUUAAAGUGUUAAUUUCAAGUUCAGAACAUAAAUUAUUCAGGUUUUCAAUAAUUUGAAGCACUGGAUUGAAAAAUAAUAAAAAAUGGUUGGAGAAAAGUGAAUGCUGUUUUUCCAUCAUCUCAAGGAUCGAGAUAUCUAAAAAAAAAAUGAACUUUGCAAUUAAUGCUCACAUCGACGUCUGCGUCCACCAGGAUUACUCGACUCUAAUGCACAGCCCCUGUGACCCAACGGUGGAACGUCACUUCAGAGGUCACAAGAAAGCCAUCACCAAUCUAAUAUUCCACCCCAACGAGUCCCAAGUGGCAACCUCAAGCCUGGAUAACACAUUUAUGGUGUACACCUUUGCGGACUCCAUGAGAGCAAAUCGUUUCAUCUCUCACAAAGAUGCAGUGCUUGACGUCGAUUACGCGCCUUCUGGUGAAGUAAUAGCUUCAGUAUCAAAAGACAGAACAGUGAGGAUCUGGGUACCAACCGUCAGAGGAGAGUCCCUGGACUUCAAAGCACACACAGGAGCUGUUAAAUCCGUUCGUUUCUGUCGAGACGGUCAAAAUUUAGUGACAGCCUCUGAGGACAAAAUUAUCAAAAUGUGGGUCGUCUGCAGGAGGAGAUUCCUCAAGUCCUUCGUAGGACACACCAACUGGGUCCACUGCGCCAGAUUCUCUCCAGAUGACAGACUGAUUGUAUCCUGUGGAGACGACAAAACCGUCAAGCUCUGGGACAUUGCCAGUGGGAAAUGUGUAAGAACAAUCACAGAACUCAAAGAUCCAGCCCUCGAUGCAGAAUUCCAUCCCAGUGGGAUAGGCAUUGGUGUUGGAAACGCAGUGGGAUGCGUCAAGUUUUAUGAUUUGAGAACUGGCCAGCUGUUGCAACAUUAUACUGCUCAUACUGGGGCUGUCAAUAAAGUUAAAUUUCAUCCGAAUGGAAAUUUUAUGCUGACAGCCUCGGAGGACGCGUCUAUGAAAGUUCUAGAUUUAUUGGAGGGUCGACCAAUUUACACACUGAAAGCUCACUGUGGAGGAGUUCGAGCCAUUGGUUUUUCUCCAUCCGGUGAAUUCUUCGCCUCUGGUGGUGCUGACCAACAGCUGUUAAUCUGGAAGUCAAAUUUUGAUAGCCAGGAGGCUGGCAGGAGGGGCAAGAAAACCCUCUAUCCAGACGACGCCAGGUUGGAUUUGGAAUCACAGCUUGACGCCUUGCGUCUUGAAGAUGGGCAGGACUCCUCAGGAUCUUUUAUGGAUGCUAGAGAAAAUAUCGAGGAUAGUGAAGAAGAUGGAGAGAAAGAAGAACUGGAGUAUGUAACAGAAAUGCAGGAUUUAAGUGUGGAAAUGGAGAGAGGCAGAAGCUGUUUUGGUCCAAUUGCAGAAAUUCCAGGGGAGAUGUGUCCAGUUGAAGUGAUAAAUCUGAAGGAUUCGUGGUCACAGCAGAAAGGAGGAGAACAACUCACGCAGCAUGUGACUCUACCUCUCGAAGAACUCCUCAGCAGCCAAUUAGAGGCUGUAAGGCACACAAUUGUUCUCCUGGAGCAGAGAGUCACGAAUGUUGAGGAGAGACUCAAAAACUAA